Messenger RNA from Lodderomyces jiufengensis, 1821 nucleotides. Its product is annotated as LMBR1 domain-containing protein. Gene Ontology annotation, cellular component: membrane. Lineage: Eukaryota; Fungi; Ascomycota; Pichiomycetes; Serinales; Debaryomycetaceae. The record is from RefSeq and is a predicted model, not a curated record. The transcript has a single exon. The coding region runs from base 1 to 1821 and encodes 606 amino acids.
AUGGAUUAUGUAUCACAUAACUCAAAACUGGGAGAUGAUAUCGAUUGGUUCGCAUUACCAGAUAAUGUUAUUUUAUAUAUAUGGAAAUCAAAUUAUUGGAUUACUUUCUUGUUAACUUGGUUAAUAUUACCAAUGCUUUUGGAAUAUUAUAGAUCAGGCCAUAAUGAUCCAAUAAAUAAAUUAAAGGAUUCAGCCAAAGAAAAUAUAAAAUUUCAGGUAAUAAUGUUGGGUGUUUCAUUAAUUGGUUUAAUUUAUUUGUUAAUUGAUGUUGGAUUAAAUUUUAAUCAUAUUAAAUUAAUGAUUAUUGCCAUUGCUCAUGUUUAUUCUUUAAUCUUGGCGACUUGGUUAAUGGGUCAUGGAUUGACUAGUAUACCUAGGAAUAAAUGGAUUCAAGGUUCGGUUUUGAAGGAUUUGAAUCAUCAAUAUUUGAAAAUACCGAAAUUAGUUGAUGAAUUAGAAGAUACUAAAAUAUCGUUUAGAGAAGAUGUAUUGAAAGUAUUGAUUUUGAAGCAAAAUUACACAAGUGAAUCAGAAGAAGAUUUUAAUUACAGAGAUUGGAUAUUAAACUUAUAUGAAUCGAUACCUGGAGAAAUUAAAGAGCAGGUUGAAAAACAAUAUCUACAUGAUACUACAAAUAUUGAUAGGGAUCAAUUGAAUGAUUCAUAUAUGACAAAACUAAACUCUGAUUUCAAUCUGAAUUUGAAUAGACUAAUUGGGUAUCAAUCUGAAUUUAAUAGAUUAAUUGGUAAAAUCAUGAGAUUAGAAGAUGUAUUAAAUGCAGUUUCCACAAAGGAACUAGUUUUCAGAAUUGAUAAUCAUAAAGUUUUAUGGAGUCCUAGAUUUAAUUUCAUAUAUUGGUAUUAUAUAAGGCCCACUGCGAACAAAGUUACAGCAGUUAUUCUAGGAUUAGCAUCAUUAAUUAUAUUACAAUCAGAAUUUUUUCAUUCAACAAAGUUGUCAUUAUUAAAUGUAUUAAUAUAUUCAACUGGUAUCUAUAACUACUCAAUUUUACAAUUUAUCAUAUUAUCAUUAUUUUUUUCAUAUAUGUUAUUUUCAGCAUUAAAUUCAUUAACUCAAUUGAAAAUCUUUAAUAUGUAUCAUUUAGUACCUCAUAAUUCGGAUCCAGUUUCUGCAUGUUGGUACGCAAUGUAUAUUGCUAGAAUGACUAUACCAUUGAGUUAUAAUUUCAUAACAUUAUUUGUUAGUAGGAAAUCAAUUUUUGAAGAAUGGUUUGGACAGUCUAUCCAUUUAACUGGCUUAUUCAAUUUAUUAAAUAAUUGGAUCCCAAGAUUGAUUUUAAUUCCUGUAUUAUUAGCAAUGUUUCAUGUAUAUGAUAAACUCAAAAGAAAAUUAGGGAUUGCAGACUUAUACGAUUCAUGGAUUUUAUUUGACGAAGAUAAUGAAAAUGAUAAUGAUGAUUUCGGUAAAAGAAAAGAUUUAAUAAUAGUUGAAGCAAAAAGAAUUAUAUCAAGAGAAAUGUCUAAAAGAGAAAUGCAAUUGAGACCAUUCAAUUUAUCAAACAACAACAUCAAUCUUCAAAACCCAGCAGAUGCAAAUUAUGAAAGAAAUAGAAGAGAAUUUACAUCUUCAUUAGCUAACAGAAUUGAUAUUUCAAUCGAAGAAGAACCUGGUUAUGAUAAUGGAACAUUAAACAUACCACAAAAUGGAUUCUGGGGUAAAGUUAGCAAUACGUUUAAUGGAAUUAUAGGUAAUAAUCUGGUAAGUAACCAAAAUAAUAAUAAUCGACAAAGACCUUAUAGAGAUGAACCUUUAGAUGAUUUUAAUUAUGAUAAUGAUGCUAAUGAAAAUUUGAUUCUAUAG